CUUUUUUUUGCUAGUUCCUGCCACAUGGAGCACGAAAAUCAAACCCCCGUAAAUCCAGUUACGCUGGCAAAAGACGUUGAAACGCGUGCACCAUUAAAAGAUUCAGUUAAUUCCGAUUCAACUACUCAUAUGGAAAAUGACACCGUUGCCACUACUACUACUACCACAGCUGCACCAACAACUGCUGACGAAAUCGACGACGACGACGACGACAUUGAAAAAAGUAGAACGCUACCACCUGAUCAACCUCCGCCAGCUCCAAAACUACCAGCAAGAGUAGCGCAGGACGAACAAGUGGCGUAUAUCGCCGAGCUACGUGCCAAAAAGCCUGUUCCAGGCGAGACAUGGUAUGCCGUUCCAAUGGAGUGGUUUCGCCAGUGGGAGUUGUUCUGCGCGUCCACCAGCAACGAUAGUCAGUCUCCAGGUCCUGUCAGCAACAACUCUAUGAUAAAACCGGAUGGCAGCUUGUUACCCAACUUAAAAGACAAGGUGGAUUUUGUCUUUGUACCUGAAAAUGCAUGGAAACUAUUUGAAGCAAACUAUGGAAUACUUGGUGAACCUAUCCCACGAAAAAUUCUUUAUGAUAAUACGUUCGAAACUCUGUAUCCUAUCAACAUCAAAAUCUAUGUUGUCAAUCGCGACGAUCACGACGCAGUUGACGGACCACGAAACGUACUCACUAUAUCAAUAUCCGAUGCGGCAUUACCUACUGAAUUAAUGCGAUACGCUGAAGAAGCUUUAUCACUACCUUUCGACGUGAAAGUAAGGCUAUGGAAGCUAGAAGCGAACCCGGAGGACACAACCAGUCUGUAUAUCGACCCAUCCUUGCUGAAGGAUGCCGAGCUCAUUAACGACCAAGAUGCUGCUACAAAAUCAGUUGCUGAGCUUGAUCUAGAGCUGUAUGGCUGUGCUGUGGAGCUGCUGACAUCUACGACAACUUCUAACGACAAUAACGUUAACAACGACUUUGGCGACGUAAGAAUGGAUUAUGAACAGCCAUCGAUGCUCGCGGCUCUACCACGAGAGAAGCAAUUGGAGUAUAUUAAAAAACUAGAGAAAGCUUCCAGCUUGAUGCCUGGUGAUACUUGGUACCUUAUACCGGGUGAAUGGUUCGAACGAUGGCAGGAGUACUGCAUGAUGCCAGACGAUGACUACGCAGUAAAUCCGGGCCCUAUGGAUUUGCUCUCACUUAUGGAUUAUGAUGGCUCUUUACGAGAGGGCUUAGCUAUCAAUAGCGAAGUGCUAAUUUUUCCUGAAGAGAUAUGGGAGGCUUUUCAUGCUUGGUACGGUGCAAAUGCCAAUCCCUUAUCAAGAGCCGUUCUUGCCGAUGGAGGAUUCGAAGCUUUAUAUCCUAGCGAAAUCCGGGUGUACGUGGUUCGAUCUCCAUCCGCUAAAUUUUCAUUAUCUGAUGUGGUGUCUGUCGAGUUAAAAGACACAGCAACUGCAAAGGAUUUGAGGAAGGCUAUCGAAGAACGUCUGGCUAUUCCUGCGGAUGUGAGGUACCAACUUUGGAAGCUUGAGGAUGAUCCAGAGAACGAUGAAGAUCCAUUUAUCGACGAUUCAUUACUCGCUAUGGGUACGCGCAUAAGAGACAAUGAUCCACGCGGGCUGACAGAAUUGGAGUUGGACUAUACACCCUGCGCUAUCAAACUCAUCGCGGAUUACGAACAAGAAGACAAUGACAACGAUCAAGAGCUUGAAGCGGCCAACAACUUGCACUCGCUAACAUCCGCUCCUUCUUCGCCUGACAAGAUGCCGAUGAUGGUCAGCGCCCAAACCAAUGAAAAGGAAAUGGCAUACAACAAGCCACCACCCGCUUAUUCGUCCGUGGACCCGAUCAAACUUUCUGGAUGCAGUAGUGAUGAUGAAAAGGAGCUAGAACCAGAAUUUGAACAAGGACUUUGUGGUUUGGUUAACAUGGGAAACACGUGCUACAUGAACUCAGCCUUGCAAUGCCUGAGCAACACUGCAGCACUUACUCGAUAUUUUCUAGAGGAGAUGUACAAGAAGGAGCUUAACCGAGAUAAUCCAUUGGGCAUGAAUGGUGAAUUGGCUGAAGCCUACGGUGACCUUAUCAAGGAUAUGUGGAGUGGUAGACAUGCAAGCAUUGCACCUAGAAGUUUCAAGUAUACGAUUUCUCGCUUCAAUUCAACCUUUCUUGGAUAUCGUCAACACGAUUCCCAAGAGCUCUUAUCUUUCCUUCUUGAUGGAUUACACGAAGAUUUAAACAGAAUCACAAAGAAACCAUACGUUGAACUACCAGAUUUUGACGAUAUGCCCGAUGGAGAGGUUGCGAUGCGUUGUUGGGAGUAUCACAAGGCAAGAAACGAUUCCGUUAUUGUGGAUCUGUUCCAAGGCCAAUUUAAGAGUCGUCUUGUCUGCCAAGAGUGUGAAAAGGUCUCCAUCAUGUUUGAUCCUUUCAUGUAUCUGUCCUUGCCUCUUCCAGUACAAAAAAGGACGCAAGUGACAGUCAUCUAUGUGCCGUAUGACCCGUCCCAAAGGCAACGACGUAUGAAGCUCACGUUCCAAAACAACGCAAGCAUUGAACAACUCCAGGGACAAGUUGCUCAACGAGUAGGCGUCAGGGAUCCCACUACAUUGCUUGUUGCUGAAAUCUACGACCGUGCCAUCUUUAAAGUGUACCCGUCUUAUGAGCCCGUCAGCGGCAUUGCACCUAAUGACAUCAUUUACGUCUAUCAACUUCCAACAUCCGUACCGACGGGCCAACCUGUUCGAAAAAAGAGAGCGAAACGAGCAGACGGUAGCAGUAGUAGCAGUAGUAGCGAUGAAGCGAAUGAUGAAGCAGAAUGGGUUAUUUUCCCUGUCUAUUGUGCUUCAACUCCCGCAUCUACCGAUAAUAAGAGUAAUUCAACCCGUCCUCCACUCAAGCAAUUCGGUGGGCCAAUCGUGCUGGCUAUGCGGACCGACGAAGCUAGUUCAACCGACAACGUGUAUCGUCUAAUUGCCGAACAUAUCGCACGAUUCACCAUGCUCAAGCCUUUUGAAGAAGUCAAGGAUGCUCUACGUGACGAAGCCAUGGAAACCGACCCGCCUCAAGGACAAAAGUCGAUCCAUACUUCUGCCGCAGUGACAGCAGCAGGUGGUCGACUCAUGAAGCCGAUCAAGAACUUGUUUACCAUGAAACUGUUUUGGGAAAGCGCAUAUCGCGGAAUUAGUACUAGUAGCGACAUUUUGCCCACGACGGCGCCAUUAAGCAGCGCAGGCCUUGUUGAUUUGACUAAUAGGGGAUCCGGCAGCAGUGCCUCAACCACAGGCACGACGAGUAGUUUUAUUGGUCCUCCUCUACCUACACAAGAGGAAGAAUCUGAUCCGCUACCGUUCUGCGUUUCGGACAAUGAAGAUGACGACAGUCGCAUGGCGAUCACCUCGGCAACGCCUCAGGAGGAUGGCGAUAUGGACGAUCCUAUGGCAACCGAUGCUAAGAUAUACCGACGAGAAUCUGCGAGCGACGAGGACGGCUCGGAUAAUGAUAAGGGUCAAUCGCCAGGACUCUCGACAACUACCACUGAUGGAAAGAAAAGUAGCAUCAGUGCCACCCAGCCCUCAUCCAAUUUACCGAGCCCUACUUCAUGGACCACCGCUUCUUCUCCGAGACCAUUGAUCAAACAAGGCGAGGGCAUUGUGGUCGUUUGGCCAGUACGCAAGGCACAAGAAAUGUUUGGCGGUUUCGAUGAGGUCGAUACCCGCGGGUGGGAGGAGAUAGACAAGGACGACCAUCCCGAUGAUGCUAUGGAUGAUGAAGAUGAUAGCAAUGACAAGUCUAUCACGUUGGCACACUGUUUAGAUGAAUUUACAAGGGAAGAAAUGCUUGGAGACCAGGAUUUGUGGUAUUGUCCACGGUGCAAGAAGCAUCAGCACGCACAGAAAAAAAUUGACUUGUGGUGUCUACCUGAAAUCAUGGUCAUCCAUCUCAAACGGUUCAGCAGCACGCGGAUGUUACGCGACAAGAUUGAUAUACUAAUUGACUUUCCAGUACAAGAGCUGGAUAUGACAGAUUGGGUAGCGAGCAGCCCAGCAGACAGAGAGCGACAGAUGGGCGAUCAUCCCGAUGAUGACCGUAUCAUAUACGAUCUAUAUGCUGUCGAUAAUCACUUUGGUGGGAUGGGUGGUGGUCACUAUACUGCCUUUGCGCAAAAUUCAAAAACCCGAGAAUGGUGUAAAUUCAACGAUUCGCAUGUAUCUCCAGUGCAUGACGUAUCCAGCGUGAAGACUGAGGCAGCAUACCUUCUUUUCUACAAACGAAGACGGACUGUCAUUAAUAGCAGCAGCAACAGCAGCCAAGCAGAAGAGUGAAAGUAAUAGAUCUAUACCCUUUGGCGAUUUUUCACUACGACAUACUUUUCCUUUUAGAUAUACUUCUUUGAUAAUUCAAACUUCAAAGUCCACACACAAGCAUACACACAUCUUUACA
Molecule: messenger RNA, 4432 nt
Organism: Zychaea mexicana
Lineage: Eukaryota; Fungi; Mucoromycota; Mucoromycetes; Mucorales; Lichtheimiaceae
Exons: 9
Coding region: 25-4314 (1429 amino acids)
Biological process (GO): protein deubiquitination
Molecular function (GO): cysteine-type deubiquitinase activity
Source: RefSeq, a predicted model, not a curated record